UAGAAGGGCGACGUCCUGCCGAGCAAUCAUGCCUGCUCUAAGUUUGCGGGGAAAGGGAAGGGGUCGUGUGAAGGCGCUAGCCGUCAAACCACGCAGCAGCACUUCCGGUGCCGCUCAGAAGACUGGUGCUAGCCGCCAUGGAGGUCGUGUUGUGGCUGGUGCGAAGAAACAAGUUAAAGUGGGUGGAGCAUCCCUCAAAAAGGGCGUAGCAGCGGCUUCGAACGGCCAGAAAGGGCAUAGUAGUCGACCAGGAGAAUCAGAAGGCAACGGAGAGCUGACUCCGCCGCCGAAUUCCGCCAGCGAUGUCGUGGAGAUGGGAGAUGAUGAGAAGACGAGGUUGGAUGGGGAGAACUCGGAAUGUAUGCAGGACAGCUCGCCGCCGAAAGCCUCUGCGAAAUCUGGAUCGACUGGAAAGAAGCGCAAUCGUGACCCAGAAGACUUCGUGUUCGCAAUGCCACCGCUAUCAAAGGAGGAGGCCCGUAGUAAAUGGCCACAUCGUUACCUUCAUGAAACUGUCAAAUCUGGGAACAGGAAAAAAAAGGAGGAGCCGCCGACGAAGCGCCAGAAGCCGGCAGGAAAUGCUGAUCUCCCGGAGCUGCGAGAUGACGCAUGCAUCGCACAUUAUGAUUGCGUCGAAGUCGAUGGCGAACUGAUAAGACUUGGAGACGCCGUACACGUCAAGGCGGAGCCGGGGCAACCCGAUUUCGUGGCGCAGGUCGCGGAGAUAUUUGAGACGGAUGAUGGAGACGGCUGGUUUACUGCUCGCUGGUUCUAUCGUGCGCAUGAAACGACAAUGGGCCAUGUUGGCAAUAUGUUCAUCAGCCCCAAAAGAGUCUUCAUUUCCAAUGAGCUCAUGGAGAAUCCGCUGCGGUGCAUCACCGGGAAAACGAACGUCGUAUUCUGGAAGUCCGAGUGGAGCUGGAAGGGUAAAUUGGACUUACCACUGUGUGAUUACUACUGCGAUAUGGCGUACAAUUCCGCGUACUCUUCCUUCGUCGACUUGAAGCCUGAAUCAGACUCGUGUGAGGUAACUGAUAAGGCGCAAUCUGGAGAUGACCUUGUGGAGAUUGACGAAACAAUGUUCAACAAUGCGGUGACCCCGGGUAAUUUCGAAGAGGCUCUACCAGGCGGAAGUUGCAACGGGAGUGAUAACAGCUGUGUUAUUAUGCAAUCUCCUGACCAAAUUUCUUCUCCGGCGAAGAUGGACAACAGUUCAGAGCAGAAAGCUGAGAGCAGAACUGUAAGGAGCCAGCCAUCAGGUCAGGUUACCAGCGCUCAGAAAUCGUCAGGACGGAAAACCAAGUGGCGAGCUGUGGAGUCCGGAAUUUGUUCAGACGCAGACGGCCGAAGGACGCUCGCCCUGUUGGACCUCUACUGUGGUUGCGGUGCAAUGUCAACUGGUCUGGGCUAUGGCGUGCGCUCAGCUGGGCUGAAGCUAGAGACGAAAUGGGCGGUGGAUCUCAACAGGGAAGCUUGCGAAAGCAUCCGUUACAACCAUCCUAACACAGAGGUUCGCAACGAGGAUGUAGGGGAUUUCCUGGGACUUCUUAAGGCAUGGGAAAAGCUGUCCGAGAAGUAUAGUGAGUCUUCUCCAGUGGAGCAAAAGCCAGAGCCGGUUAAACAGAACGAAGCAAAGAGUGCCAAGAAACAGUCGUCCGGAGCUAAGAAGGGUGGCAAGAGGCGCAGCGCCAGAUUGACAAUAGAGGAGGAUGACAGCGAUACUGAGCCCUCAGACGAGGAGUACGAGGUGGAGAAGGUGGUUGACAUUCGAUGGGCGGGAAGCCCUGACAACCACCUUGAGUACAAGAUCCGCUGGGUUGGAUACGACGAAGAUGAAGAUACGUGGGAGACGGACGAUGCACUCGAGAAUGCACAAGAGAAAGUGCGCGAGUUCAUUCUGCUGUCUAAAGCAGAGAAACGGCUUCCUCUUCCGGGGGAUGUUGAUGUGAUCUGCGGAGGCCCACCCUGCCAGGGUGUGAGUGGAUUCAACCGCUUCCGGAACUAUGCGGCACCUUUGGAGGACCCGAAAAAUCAGCAGAUGGCAGUAUUCAUGGACGUUGUCGAGUUCUUACGUCCACGCUAUGUUCUGAUGGAGAAUGUGGUGGACAUUCUGAAGUUCAGCUCUGGUUUUCUUGGCAGAUAUGCACUCACAAGGCUUGUUGACAUGCAUUACCAGGCACGGCUUGGUGUCAUGGUUGCUGGGUGUUAUGGAGUACCUCAGUACCGUGCACGUGUAUUUAUUUGGGGCGCUAUUCCGAGUGAGGUGUUACCAGCCUAUCCACUCCCAACGCAUGACGUUGUUGCGAGAGGAAACACUCCGGCCAACUGGGAGGAGUGUGUCGUUGCUUAUACGGAAACUGAGAAGGUCAAGCUGAAAGAUCGGCUGGUUUUGGCAGAUGCUAUAACUGAUCUUCCCCCGGUCAAAAACCAUGAACGGCGAGAUGAAAUGCCGUAUGCAAGCGACCCAAAGACGGAGUUCCAGCAGCUAUUGAGGCAACCCCGUCCAGGUUCAGAUGACAAGGUCCACUCUCUGCUCUAUGAUCAUAGACCACUUGAAAUGAACGACGACGAUUAUGCACGUAGUUGCAAAAUACCAAGGAAGAAGGGUGCAAACUUCCGUGAUCUAGAAGGUGUGGAGACAUUGCCAGACGGAACAUGCAGACUAACGAAGAGAGUAUUGCUUAGCUCUGGAAAACAACUGUGCCCAGACUAUGCAAUCACAUUCGUAGGAGGCCGAUCCAUGAAGCCUUUCGGAAGGUUGUGGUGGGAUGAAAUUGUUGCCACUGUCGUCACACGAGCUGAGCCGCAUAAUCAGAGUGUUCUUCAUCCUGCUCAAGACCGUGUGCUGACGAUACGGGAGAAUGCACGGCUUCAAGGCUUCCCAGACCACUACAAGCUCUUUGGAACAGUGAAGGCUCGAUAUAUGCAGGUGGGAAAUGCUGUAUCAGUGCCACUGGCUGCUGCGUUGGGCCAUUCAUUGGGCCGUUCGGUGCAGGGGAUCACAAAUGGACAGCCGGUUAUGAAACUCAACACGAACCCAAUCCUCUACUCUCGGCUUGUACCUCUAAGCGCCAAGGGGAAGGGAAAGCAACACCGAUAGCCUACUUGCAUGGGCAACCUUCGACUGGGCUUCCAUGCAACGACAAUACUACUGGUUGCUUCUCAUGCCAAGUCCGGCUUGCAGAAAGAGUACUCACUUUGGGACGAAUUGUAAGUUCUUGGGUACUGAUUUCUUUGUUGAAUUUCGAGCAUUUAAAAACAAUUUAUUUGUCGAAAAACGAGUCUAAUCUGAUGUGAAGCUAGAGAGGGGAGGGGGGAAGGCGGGGGGGGGGGGGACGCGGUGGGAGGUGUGAAGUGUUCAGGACAGUGGGUUACAUCUACCAUCCCCCCAAAUGGUGAUCACUAAGUGAACGAGUUGGCUAGACAUGAAUCUGUGACAAAGUAGAAAAUAUAGCCGAUAGACUCAGGUUUAUACCCUGUUUUUAGAAACGGAUUUAGUCCAUUGUAGUCAUCAUCACCAGGGGCUGCUCUAUGUGAGUCCAGCUACCCUCUGUAUCAAUUAUCAUGGGCCAUCAGCAUCAAGCUGCUCUCAGUGCUGGCAUGACCAUGCCAAGAUUCUGUUUCAGGGGCUGCAGAUUGAAUGCAGCCAACAUCUCUCGACUGGCAGUGUAAGUGGGUCGAGUUUGAUCACUAUGCAUAAGACGAUACUUCGCCUUUCCAUCAGCAGCUGGAUAUCCUCCUGACUAUUCUAUUGAGACUGGCCACUCUAUAGCCUGCAAUUGACGUGGCCAUUCUCUAGCCUGGCAAUUUUGAUCCUGGCUAUUCUUUUGAGCCUGGUUAUCCAUCUGUACUUGGCUGGAGAUUUUGGCAAUCUUAUCUCUUCUCCUUGAAGGUGUCUUCAACCAAAUGAAGUUUGGGUCAAGUCUCGAGUUGAAAGGUCGUGGACCAAGGAAGCUGCCGUCACGAACUUGUGCACGCUCGGCACUCAGACACUUUCAUUAUUCGACUUCUACUUUGUGGCGACCGUCUGCUGAUGUCGAUAUGCCAACAACUGUGCUCUUCUUGUCGGAAAAGCAGCGCAACUGACGGAUGAUUGAAAUGUCAACAUAUCCAAACGAGCAUACGAACCAGAAACGAAUCAUCAGAUUCGACAAGGCCUACAGCAUCAUGCAUGAGACAAGAUCCAAGCAGACAUGUGAGAGACCAAUCGCCAUAGAGAAGGAGAGAAGAAGAAGAGAAAAGGAGAAGAAGAGAAAUACACGCCGACAUGCUGGUACAUUUCGUGGAUGCAUAUUUUGUGUGUGGGUCAUGUCCUGAAGUACAUGAAUUUCAUACGAGGAUCAAGCUGGAGUCAUCCCAGGGGGGGGGGGAGUGAGAAGUGACUGAUUGGUACAUACAAGGAGCAAGGCUGAUGGAGUGAGAUAUUUUGCAACGGAGCAGCAAGCAGUUCUUGCUUCCGUGGAAAUUUUGCACACUUGCUGCCUCAUUAUUGGUUUAGUUUAUUGUUGUUCAGAUCCGAUUUGUUAGAUGGCAUAUUCGAUAGAUACCAGGUAGAUUUGGUUUUGAAAUGGCUCAAAGUCUCCAACUAUUACAGGCACAUCAGACGCACAUGCUGAUUGUAGGUCACUUGUGAUUAAUUGUUUAUUGUCAGCAGUGACAAAAAAGGGAUUAGAGUGUAUGUGUGCCUUGUGCGGAUAGAUAGUAGUGACUAGGUAGAUUCGGUUUUGAAAUGGCUCAAAAUCUCUCCAACUAUUCAGGCUCAUCAGCCGCACAUGCCGAUUGUAGGUCACUUGUGAUUAAUUGUUCAUUGUCAGCAGUGACAAAAAAGUGAUUUAGAGUGUAUGUGUGCCUUGUGCGGAUAAAGGCUCACUGCUUUG
Messenger RNA from Chara braunii, 4877 nucleotides. The record is from the annotation of a GenBank genome assembly. Lineage: Eukaryota; Viridiplantae; Streptophyta; Charophyceae; Charales; Characeae.